AUGAAUUACCCCCAAUGUCUUGAAGCUGGAUGGGGUGGUGGCGAAGAUGGCUGUGGUGAAGAUGGUCCCGGUAUUAGUGGUGAAGAUGGUCCCUCUAUUAGUGGUGAAGGUGGUCGUGGUGAAGGUAGUCGUGGUGAAGGUGGUCGUGGUGUAUCUGGUCGUCCUAGUGGUGAAUCUGGUAGUGCUAGUGGUGAAGAUGGUUCCAGUAUUAGUAGUGGUGAAGAUUGUCCUGGUAUUAGUGGUGAAGAUGGUUCCAGUAUUAGUGGUGAAGAUGCUCCCGAUAUUAGUGGUGAAGAUGGUUCCGGUAUUAGUGGAAAAGCUGGUUGUGGUUGA
This is a messenger RNA of Anneissia japonica, 333 nucleotides long. RefSeq names its product spore wall protein 1-like. The transcript has a single exon. The record is from RefSeq and is a predicted model, not a curated record. Lineage: Eukaryota; Metazoa; Echinodermata; Crinoidea; Comatulida; Comatulidae. Bases 1 to 333 code for a protein of 110 amino acids.